AAGCAGCGGUAAAAGUAAGCAGAGAAGUAGGGUUUUAAGUCCCUAUUCUCUCGCCCAAGCACGUACUGUAUUCUCUCGCCCCGCGCCAACUUCCUGCUAGCCAACUUCGCUUUCCUCCCUUGCCGUUGCAGACUCUUUCUCUACUUAGUUUCCCUGACGCCGUCGUCGCCAUAAUUUUCUCAGGUUUCUCUCUUUCUCUUCUCUUAUGCAUCUGUGGUUCCCUUAUUUAGUUGUUCAUUCCAGGAAAUCCCCAAGGUUUAUGACUCCAAAUCUGACUAUGGAUCAUCAGGAGGGUCAGAAGCUGGAUAACAUAAACACUUUGAAGACAAGCAAUGAGAAUUUUGUUGAGAGAGGAAACAAUAAUGUCUUGGACGAGAAUGAUGAUCAAGACAAGCAUAGUGAAAGUUCCCAAUCCCAUCAAGCCGUUGAUGAGAGUGAUUCAUCUGAAGAUGAGGUAGCUCCUCGAAAUACAAUUGGUGAUGUUCCAUUGGAGUGGUACAAGGAUGAAAAACAUAUUGGGUAUGACAAUGCUGGGAGAAAGAUAACAAAGAAAGAAAGACAAGAUAAACUGGAUUCCUUUCUUGCAAGUGCUGAUGAUUCAAAGAGUUGGCGCAAGAUUUAUGAUGAGUAUAAUGAUGAGGAAGUUGAGCUAACUAAAAAAGAGAUCAAACAGAUUGGCAGAUUGCUCAAAGGGAAGGCACCACAUGCUGAAUUUGAUCCUUAUGCGCCUUAUGUUGAUUGGUUUAAGUGGGAUGAUGCAAAACAUCCUUUAUCUAAUGCUCCUGAACCAAAGAGGAGGUUUAUUCCUUCAAAAUGGGAAAGCAAAAAGGUUGUUGAGUAUGUUAGGGCAAUUCGUAAAGGAUUAAUAAAGUUUGACCAACCAAAAGAAGAACCUCGUUUUUAUUCCCUCUGGGGUGAUGAUUCAAGCUCAGCAGAUAGGACCAAGCAUUUGGCUUACAUUCCUCCCCCAAAACCUAAACUGCCAGGUCACGAGGAAUCAUAUAAUCCUUCUUUAGAAUACAUACCAACACAAGAAGAGAUCACCUCUUACCAGAUGAUGUAUGAAGAAGAUCGCCCUAAGUUUAUACCUAAAAGGUUCACAUCCUUUAGAAGCAUCCCAGCAUAUGAGAAUGCUAUCAAGGACUCUUUUGAACGAUGCUUGGAUCUAUACUUGUGCCCUAGAGUGAGGAAGAAACGUAUUAAUAUUGACCCUGAAACCCUCAAGCCCAAGCUACCUAAUAAAAAGGAUCUUAGGCCUUAUCCAUUUGCAUGUUAUCUGGAGUAUAAAGGUCAUGAGGGUGCAGUUUUGUCAAUAUCAGUGGAACCUUCAGGACAAUGGAUUGCUUCUGGUUCCAAGGAUGGAACUGUGCGUGUUUGGGAGGUGGAGACUGGCAGAUGUCUUAGAGUUUGGGAGAUUGGUGAAGCAGUUCAGCAUGUUGCAUGGAAUCCUUUGCCAGCACGUCCUAUUCUGGCAGUUUCAGCGGGAGCUGAUGUUCUUAUUUUGAACACUGGAUUUGGGGAUGAGGAAGAAAAGAAAGAAAUUAAGAAACUUCUGCAUAUUGGAACACCAACCUCUACUGAUUCUGAUGAUAUGUCAUCUUACUUAAGCUGGCUUCAAGAUGAAAAGUAUGACUGCAUCAGGCUAAGGCAUUAUAGGACUGUAUCUUCAGUAGUAUGGCAUCGCAAAGGAGACUAUCUUUCUACUUUGAUGCCGGCAGGCGAAUCAAGAGCAGUUCUCAUACAUCAACUCUCUAAAAGGCUUACUCAACGACUCCCUUUUAAGCUCCAUGGCCUCCCAGUGUCAUUGGCUUUUCAUCCUACUCGAUCUAUCUUCUUUGUAGCAACAAAGAAGAAUGUUCGUGUGUAUGAUAUGUUGAAGCAAAAGCUAAUAAAAAAGCUUGAGACUCAACUGCGUGAAGUAUCUUCAAUUGCUGUUCAUCCUGCUGGUGAUAAUGUAAUUGUGGGGAGCAAAGAGGGAAAACUGCGUUGGUUUGAUAUGGAUCUGUCAUCAAAACCUUACCAAAACCUCGAUUGUCAUCGUAAAGACAUUACUAAUGUGGCAUUCCAUCGUUCAUACCCACUAUUUGCAUCAUGCUCGGAUGAUGGCACUGCCUAUGUCUUCCAUGGCAUGGUUUACGCAGAUCUCAACGAGAAUCCCCGGAUUGUACCGUUGGAAAUUCUGAGAGGGCAUACUAGUUCAGAUGGAAGAGGAGUACUGGACUGUACGUUCCAUCCAAGGCAGCCAUGGUUGUUCACUGCUGGUGCUGAUACAACAAUCAAGCUCUAUUGCCACUAGGAUUACCAUUUACCUGCAAUGCAAUGUGAGUAAACAUAAUGAGUUAAUUAGAGGUAGACCGGUCUCAUUGUGAUUAUGAACUCCUAUAAAACAUAUCGUAAUCUCCCAAUUUUCUUAUAUUUUGCUUAAUGUCUUAUGUUUGAUGCAAUUUUUAUUGAUGAGAAAGCGUCAUUUCUAUCUA
Messenger RNA from Hibiscus syriacus, 2477 nucleotides. RefSeq names its product ribosome biogenesis protein BOP1 homolog. The record is from RefSeq and is a predicted model, not a curated record. Lineage: Eukaryota; Viridiplantae; Streptophyta; Magnoliopsida; Malvales; Malvaceae. The transcript is spliced from 18 exons. Gene Ontology annotation, biological process: maturation of LSU-rRNA from tricistronic rRNA transcript (SSU-rRNA, 5.8S rRNA, LSU-rRNA); ribosome biogenesis. Gene Ontology annotation, cellular component: preribosome, large subunit precursor; PeBoW complex. Gene Ontology annotation, molecular function: ribonucleoprotein complex binding; protein binding. Bases 206 to 2296 code for a protein of 696 amino acids.